UUCAGAUCUUCUCCUCUCGCUUGCCCAGCUUGGCACCGCCCGUCCGCGCUGCCCCGAUCCGCGAGCUCCCGCUGCUCCUUCCUCUCUCUCUCUCUCUUUUCUGUGGAUUCCCCAAAAGCCACAGCACCUUGGAGCGUGAUCCACCAUGGGGGACGUGGUUUCCAGUCACCUGGAUGAAGCCAAACGGGAGAUGAUCACAGCUCGAACCGCGGAGGUGAUGGGGGAAUUCGGGCGGCUGUACGAGCGGCACUACUCACUGGCUCUCUUCAACAAAGUGCGCUUUGACAUAGAAGGAGGAGGCGGUCCGCAGCCGCAGCUGCUGCACCGAAAGGUUCCUCUGGAGAACAAGUCCAUCUUCUCCGGCACCCUCUUCCAGUUCCUAGAGGAGAACAAGAAGUUGAGGAACCGCUUCGUCUUCAUCCCGGACUCCUACAACAUCAACUACUAUGAAAACAAAUCGGCCCAUGACAGAAACCUCCAACCCAAAGGAACCAUCAACUGUGCUGGCUACAAAGUGCUGACGUCUGUUGAUCAAUACGUGGAUCUGAUCAGCAGCACCUUACCUGGUUUGAAAGCCAAAGGGGGAAGCUCUCCCUUUCAGAAGGUGGUCGUCCCCCACCCUCUGAUCCUGUGGCACCCGUUCGCCCGGCACUACUUCUUCGCCCUGUCGUCGGAGAAGGAGCAGCAGAAAUGGCAGGCCGUCCUCCAGGACUGCGUCAGACACGCCAACGACGGUUUGUCAGAGGACCACAAAGUGCAGACGCCUGCCUUCACAGAUGCUGUACGACUCUAUCGCCAAGCUCAAGGGCACUACGGCACCUGGGAGAUGAUGUGCGGUGUGCCAUCGCAGAUCCUGUCCAACCUGGUGAUGGAGAGCCUCCUGCCGGAGCUGAGAGAUCUCAUAUCCCCUCGACUCAAAGGCAAACUGCGUGACCGACAGAGGAACUGGAUGCUGAUUAGCGAUGCGGUGUACAGCCUGGUGCACGGGCAGUGCCAGGAUCAGUAUGAGGCGGUGCUGCAGCGGUGCGAGGCGGCUCGCUCGUCCCUGGAGGCGUCCAUACGGAAGGACAUGGACCAGAUCAUCACCUCCAAGGAACACGUCACCAACAAGAUCCGAGCGGUGGUCCUCCCCAAGGCGGAGAAGCUGCUGAAGGUGAGCAUCCAGCCGUACAUCGGCUCCAUCCUGGAGGCACUAAUGGAGCCCACCAGCCGAGGCUUCUUCGAGGUCCGCGACGUCUUCUUUAGAGAGCUGGUGGACAUGAGCAAGAACACCAUCAACGAGGGCACCAAGGAGACCGUGGCGCAGCACAUGGAGAAGAUCUCCAUGCUGGCCUUCCACCCGGUGAAGAUGCAGAGCUGCUACGAGAAGGUGGAGCAGCUGAGUCUGGAGGGUCUGCAGCAGAGGUUUGACGUCUGCAGCCCCUCGGUGUUUGUCCAGAGGGCCCAGAUCCUUAUGAGAGAGCAAAUGGACGAUGCGGUGUACACGUUCGAGCAGAUCCUUCACCAGAGUCUGGACUCUCAGGGAUCUGAAGAUCUGUGUAAAACCAUCCAGCGCUGCCAAGACCGAGUCAUCAAGAAAUUCGACUACGACAGCAGCACGGUGAGGAAGCGUUUCUUCCGGGAAGCUCUGCUGCAGAUCUUCAUCCCAUACAUGUUGAAGCAGCUCAGUCCGUCCUGCGCCUCGGAGCUUCCACGUUUCCGGGAGCUGAUCUUCGAGGACUUCUCGCGCUUCAUCCUGGUGGAGAGCAUCUUUGAGGAGGUGGUGCUGCACUCGGUGAUGAAGGACAUCAUGAUGGCUGUGAAGGAGGCGGCCAUCCAGCGGAAACACAACCUGUACAGAGACAGCAUCGUGCUCGGCAACAGCGACCCCAGCCUGCAGCUGCUGGGGGAAAACCCCUCCAUCGACUGGGCCGGGGAGUACGGAGGAGCUGCGGAGGACGGCGAGGACGAAGAGUCCCAGAAGAAGAGGAGGAUGAAGCAGGUGGUGUCCAUGAUCCAGGUGGAGGACGCCACCGUCCUGCCCGCCGAGUCCUGCAUGGAAGUUCCUGGUGUCGACGACAUCCAGGAGGAGGAAGAGGAGGAGGAGGACGAUGAUGAAGCUUCUGGAGGUCCUGAAGCGGCACCGGCGCCACUUGUAGGCAUGUCCAAUGGUUCUGUAGUGAAGGAAGAACCCAAACCGCAGGAGAACGUUCAGGAACAAGUCGUCGUAGACGGACCGGUGAAGUUGGAGGGGAAGCAUGACAAGGACAACCACCAGGUGGCGGUGGAGAAGGAGACGGACAGCCAGCAGGUGAGGGACAAGGCAGACACAAAGGUGGAGGACAGCCAGCAGGUGGAGCCAGAGACAAAGGUGGAGGACAGCCAGCAGGUGGAGGACCAGCCACUUUCCAACCAGGAGGAGCCCUCAGAGGAGGUGCUGCCGCCACCACCUCCUCCUGAGGAGCCCAUUUCAGAUGAAAUUACAGAACCAGCCUCAGAAGCAACGAAUGACCUCCCUCCACCUCCACACCAAGACGGCAGCUUCCAGCCUUCCUCCGCUGAGGCAGUGGAAGUCCAGCCGGAGGUGGAGGAGGUGGUGAAGAAAGAGGUCCAGCCUGAGGUGGAGGAGGAGGUGAAGAAAGAGGUCCAGCCUGAGGUGGAGGAGGAGGUGAAGAAAGAGGUCCAGCCUGAGGUGGAGGAGGAGGUGAAGAAAGAGGUCCAGCCUGAGGUGGAGGAGGAGGUGAAGAAAGAGGUCCAGCCUGAGGUGGAGGAGGAGGUGAAGAAAGAGGUCCAGCCUGAGGUGGAGGAGGAGGUGAAGAAAGAGGUCCAGCCGGAGGUGGAGGAGGAGGUAAAGAAAGAGGUCCAGCCGGAGGUGGAGGAGGAGGUGAAGAAAGAGGUCCAGCCGGAGGUGGAGGAGGAGGUAAAGAAAGAGGUCCAGCAGCAGCAGCAGCAGCCUCCACCCUCGGCCUCCUCACAGCCUUCAGAGGAGCAGGUGGUGUUGAAUGUAGCAGCGGAGCCAAAAAUGAGUGACUCAGAGAUCCAAGACCAAUGAAGACGAUUUGACUGACCCUGUUCUGAAUUUUCUUCUCCUUUUUUUUUUUUUUUUUACAUUAAAAGACACCUGAAAUCAUCUUAAUUCCACCAGCUGUCAUUUUCCUCAGCUGCUCUUCUGCGCCCCCCCUCAACCACCACCACCACCACCAUCACCACAGAUAUUUAAAACUCCCACCUCUCCUUCCCCUCAGGUUCACAUGGUUUCUUCUUGCACCUCUUCCAUCCCAGUGGUCUCCUGAUGAGACACUUCAAUGUCCUGUAACCAAGUCCUGUAAAUAUACUGGUUGAUCACCCCACCCCCCUACCUACCACCACCACAGACGACCUCUGGAUCGGGACAUUCCAGGACACAUCAACAGACUUUUCUCUCUGUAACGCUGGCCUUUUCUUUUACCGUGAGUGCAGAUUGGAAACACAAUGUGACUUAACAUGUAUCGUGUCAGGAUCUGGAUAUGACCCCGUCCGUCCAAAAGUAAGUCUGGAAGUCUAGACUCGGAGCAGAAAAAAAAAGGAAGGCAAAUUUCGUUAGUUGGUUAGAUUUGUACAUGUAUGUUUUGGUUUUGAUAGCCUCUGUGCUGACGGGCAGGCUCUCUCCAGCCUGGCCUUGUGCCUUUGAGCCUGCACUGUGCCUUCAAGACACUAAGUAGCACUGGAAUACGUGCACAGGAAACUUUAUGUUGGGUGUGUUACAGUUUGUGUGGUUACCUUGAAGGGUGUGUAAACGUCUCUCCUCACCUCCACUUCAAUCUCAAUGAUUCCAGUUGGGCUUUCAGUCAUACAGCCUUCCUCACGCCGAGUAGCACUUUGUUCAUCUUCACUCCAAAGAUGUGUGUAAAUAUCAAUCUGGGCAUUCGCUACUUGGUGUGUAUGUUGAGAUAUUGAGGCGUGUGAGUCUUCAAAGAACUGCAACUCAAACAGAUGAUCUCAAUAAGCUGUCUUUACAAGUGCAGAGGUUCUUCCCAGGUUCCAAGCUUUUUUGCUCUCUUAACUGGCCAGCUCACUUUUAUCAGAACAUAUGUCUUUGGGUCUUCAACAUUUGUGAGCUUUAUUAUUUUUCCAAGUAAACAGCUAAGACUGAGUGUCUUCAAGUCAAGACAGAGGGCAGAGACAGCCUGGCUGGUGUUCAACAGAUUUUGACUUACGAAAUUUUACCCAUGCUGCAGGUGGUGGUCCUCAUGAGUUCAAACCUUAGAGGAAGUGCACAGGACCUGGACACCUGCCAGUAAAGACUGGGGGCAAAUGGAACCCAAUGAUACAAUGAAAAAUCUGCCACAGCAGGACAGGCUCAUGUGAAGUGGGAAGUAUUUAUUCAUGUACACACAUCUAAUUACACUUUACACGUGACUCUAAGUCUUUCUGUAACAAUGUCACACAUGCUAGCUUCUUUUGUUUUUGUCUUUUUCAUUCUCCAGAGGCAUGUAAUCUCCAGUUUGUCUUUAAACUCCAGAAUCUUCGACCAGAUGUGACAAACUUAACCUUAAAUAUUCAACAGAAAUCAAUAUCCGAUUACUUAAAUUUUCUGCAAGACAUCGCAACACUUGACAAUUUCUUUUUGUUUUAGUGGGAACAACACAAUUUCUUUUGUUUGUUCACCACGGACAAAGAAAGCUUGUGUAUGAAGUAUGACACCAUCAUUCAGAGCCGUGAACUGCCAAGCUGUCAUUUACCAUUUUUAUACCAUUUCACUUAAUCUGAUUGGAAAUCCUCACUUCAUGUUUUAUUUAUUAUCUCUUUCUCUCUCUAUUUUUAGAUUUAUUUUACAUGAGUGUUAUAAAUGACUGUUAUUGUUAAUAAAUAUCGAUUGAAUCUGA
This is a messenger RNA of Salarias fasciatus (jewelled blenny), 4844 nucleotides long. Its product is annotated as niban-like protein 1. NCBI's taxonomy places the organism in Eukaryota, Metazoa, Chordata, Actinopteri, Blenniiformes, Blenniidae. The coding region runs from base 146 to 3031 and encodes 961 amino acids. The transcript has 14 exons. The record is from RefSeq and is a predicted model, not a curated record.